CUUAUUACCGUAAUAAAUCUAGUUAUUCGGGACAAUGAAAAAUUACGAUUGCUCCGCCCACAACUUCCUGUGUCACAUGGAGUCAAAUUUGUCUCUCCAGUUCUUACCGGAUGAAACAAUCAUCAGGACAUUCUCAUUCCUGGACUCCAGGGACCUGCUAUUAGGACUCUCAUUAACGUGCAAGAGGUUCUACGAGAUUAUAAACAGCAUUUGGUACUGGAGGAGGCGUUAUAAAGAGAAUUACAGGGGGAAGGCCUUUCUUGGUUCCGUCAUUGGCGUCUCACGUGAUGAGGUUGAGGAGAUGAGAGAGAUGCAGAGGGGAGGGGUGUACGGGGAUUUCUUGAGGAGGGCGUGUCAGUUUGACUCGAAAUACAUGCACUUGGAAAUAUUGGCAGCUUCAUCAGGAGGGCUAGAUUGUGUACAUAUAGUCCAUCCUAAUAUAUCUGGUACCAAUACCCUGGUUGCAGCUGGUAGUCGGGAUCAAAGGAUUUAUCUAUGGAAGAAGAGAGACACUCAGUCCUUACCUUCAUCCUCCUCUCGCUCAAUGCGCCAAUACUUAAGAUCUGAGCUUUAUGGAACUACUGGACACAAGGGUUGGGUCUGGUGCUUAGCUUCAUGUCCUGAUGCUCCUAAUGUAUUGUGUUCUGGUGGUUGGGAUCAUGAACUCUGCGUCUGGGACCUACGAAUCCAAGAACUUAUGCUUAAGAUAAGUCGGAAGCACAAGGCGGCCAUUUUGGGUGUGGCAUUUCCUGAACCUACUCUAAUACUAACCAGCUCCUCUGAUAAAAAAGUGAGGAGUUUCGAUAUAAGAGCAGAACAGACCGACAAAUCAGGAGGAAGAACUAGCUAUACUCACGAAUUGGGCGAGAUUGGUACUCAUGCCAAAGCUGUCCUGUGUUUAGCUGCUAAUGGUCAGUAUGUGUAUUCGGGUAGUGAAGAUAGAACUUUGAUGUUGUGGGAUAUGAGGAAACCUAAUGAAGUUGUAGCAACGAGUAAAUAUGGAUCAUCAGUGACUGAUAUUUGUUUUAAUGAUGGUUUCCUUUCUAUUGCUACUGGGUCUGUUGUACAUUUCAUCAAUAAAGACCUCACUCCAAUCUCAAGUUAUCAAACCGAGCAUGUUAAUCAGUUAACUUCGGUUUAUCAUAAUCUUGGUAUGCUGAUUACUGGGUCCAAGGACAGAUCAGCAAUGAUCCACACUAUGACUCAACCUCAUUCAUGUCUUAAGACCAUCGAACACCUUCAAGAUGUCACUGAUGUUCAUUUCAGUUCUGGUUCUCUAGCUAUUUCUUCUUCAGAUAGAACAGUCUCUCUUUGGUCUCCUAAGAAGCAGCAGACUCUUCCCAGCUCCUCCUGACUGAUCAACAAUCAGUUUUAGCAAAAACUAUUUGAGAGUGUGUGGUUUGUUGAUGUUUUGAGAUUGUGACAGGCUUAGAGAUUUUAGCUUAUACCUCUUUUAUCUCUCUCUCUCUCUUAUUUAUUUUAAUAAAUAUGAUUCCAAUGGAGAAACUAA
This is a messenger RNA of Amphimedon queenslandica, 1510 nucleotides long. Its product is annotated as F-box/WD repeat-containing protein 9-like. The record is from RefSeq and is a predicted model, not a curated record. The transcript has 7 exons. Lineage: Eukaryota; Metazoa; Porifera; Demospongiae; Haplosclerida; Niphatidae. Gene Ontology annotation, molecular function: protein binding. The coding region runs from base 35 to 1354 and encodes 439 amino acids.